ACGAGGCGAUCUGCCGCGCGCUCCAGACACUCUGGCGCUGUCCACGGUUCCCGCGUGGAGCGAGCCCGGCUCGGCUCAGCGGAUCCAGGAUCUGCACCUCCACGGAGCGGCCGGACCCACGGUGGCGAUGGCGGCCCCGCCCCCCCAGCCGUUCCCCACUGUGGACGUCCCUGACCACGCCCACUACACCAUCGGCUCCGUCAUCCUGGCCAUCGGCAUCACGGGCGUGCUCGGGAACUUCCUGGUGAUCUACGCCUUCAGCAGGAGCCGCAGCCUGCGGACGCCGGCCAACAUGUUCAUCAUCAACCUGGCCGUCACCGACCUGCUGAUGUGCCUCACCCAGUCGCCCGUCUUCUUCACCACCAGCAUCAACAAGAGGUGGAUCUUUGGAGAGAAAGGCUGCGAGCUCUACGCCUUCUGCGGCGCCCUCUUUGGGAUCUGCUCCAUGAUCACGCUGAUGGUGAUCGCCAUUGACCGUUACUUCGUCAUCACGCGCCCUCUGACCUCCAUCGGCGUGUUGUCACGGAAACGGGCGCUCCUCAUCCUGCUGGCGGUGUGGGCGUAUUCGCUGGGCUGGAGCCUGCCGCCGUUCUUCGGCUGGAGUGCCUACGUACCUGAAGGUCUCCUCACUUCCUGUACCUGGGACUACAUGACCUUUACCCCCUCGGUGCGGGCCUACACCAUGCUGCUCUUCAUCUUCGUCUUCUUCCUGCCGCUCUUCAUCAUCAUCUACUGCUACGUCUUCAUCUUCAGAGCCAUCCGCUCCACCAACCGGGCGGUGGGGAAGCUCAGCAGUUCUCGGGACGCGGUGAAGAGUUUCCAUCGCCUGCAGAACGAGUGGAAGAUGGCGAAGAUCGCUCUGAUCGUCAUCCUGCUCUACGUCGUGUCCUGGUCGCCGUACUCUGCCGUCGCCCUCACUGCCUUCGCAGGGUACGCGGACAUGUUGACCCCCUACAUGAACUCCGUCCCCGCCGUCAUCGCCAAGGCCUCCGCCAUCCACAACCCCAUCAUCUACGCCAUCACACACCCAAAGUACAGGCUGGCUCUGGCCAAGUACGUCCCGUGUCUGGGCGCGCUGCUGUGCGUCCGCCAGCGCGACCUUCGCUCCUCCAGCAGCAGCUUCCAGUCGACGCGCCGCUCCACCGUCACCAGCCAGAGCUCCGACAUCAGCAGCCAAUACCGGCACGGCGCCGCCAAGGCCCGCCUCUCCUCUGUCUCUGACAGCGAAUCGGGUCUGACGGACACGGAGGCCGACCUGUCCAGUCUGGGCUCGCGGCCGGCGAGUCGCCAGGUUUCCUGUGACAUCAGCAGAGACACCGCCGAGCCGCCAGGCAGAAAACAGUCAACCAGCUUGAAGGCCAAGCUGAGGAACCACGACUCAGGAAUCUUUGAAAAGACGUCGUUUGACACCAUGUCCAUGGGAGGAGUCGGUGAACGCAGCAGCGUCCCAAAUAGCGGGGACGCCUCAGAGGGACACCUGAUGAGGGGACAGAUCGGCCGGAUCCCCAGCAUCGUCGUCACCUCUGAGACCAGCCCCUUCCUGUCCAUCGGCCGGGCCGGGUCGCGGACGUCCCGGCCCAAUGCCUCCAGCGGCGUCCUGGGGGCGGGGCCAGGGUAGAGCCCCGCCCACCGGUCAUGUGACCGGCUCAGAUCCAAGCAGAUGAAACCAGAGUUUAUAAAUUAUUCAAGUUUAAAGUUAUUUUAAUGCAACAGAGAUCUGUCGACCUUCAUGAAGACUGAGGGAAAAACUAAACUAAAUAAUAAACUAAACCAAAUAAUAUCUGACAGUCAUUUUGUUUCCAGUAAAAAUGGAAAAAAUCAUAAAAUAAGAUCAUGUUGGAUCUGUUUUAACCAAAGAUCUGAUUCCAGCUUUUAAGGUUUUGUGAUGUGAAAGUAAUAAAACUAAAACUGCAGUGGUGGGCGCUAAUCUGCUAAUCUGCUAAUCUACCAGUAGCUGAGCUAAUGUUUUGUUUAGCGCUUUAAUGUUAGCUUCCACUAGAUACUGUAUUGUAAUUGAACUUUAGCAUUAAUGAAACUAACAGUCAGGACUAGUUAGCAUUAGCAUUGUUAGCAUUAGAGGAAGUAAUGUUUCUGGUUAGUGGAACUAAACUUUGGUGUUAGCACAUUAGCGUUAGCUGAACUCAUGUUUAUGAUUAGCGUUUUAGCAUUAAUGGAACAAUAUAAAUGGUUUCUGCAUUAGCAUUAGCACAGCUAACCUGUUAGCUAGCGGUGCCCACCACUGAUGAGCUGUCAUUGAAAACAGACCAAAUUAAUCAAGUUCAGCUUUAAACAAUUGAUUCCAGAUUCAGACAGAAACAUGUUGGGACAGAAUCCGGAUCGGGUUUAACUGAGAUGGUGAGGGAGCAGAACCAGCUGGGAGCAGAACCAGCUGGACGGUUCUGAUCAGAUUUAUCUGCCAAUGUGAUCAGAAAACUUCUGCACACCUGUACAGAUGUCCUCUGCUCUGAUUGGUUGGUUCCGACUGAACCACUACUAGUUGACCCCAAAGAGACCCGGUCCAGAGUCGGGUUCUGAUGGUCGGGUUCUGAUGGUUUGUCCCCUGAGAGGAGGAAACCAGAUGUUCAUGUUUAUUGUUGUGUAUUUAUGGGAUGUUUCUCCUAUUUCACUUUUUAUUGUUCUGAAUGUUUAGAUGUUCUCUGGUUCUGGAACCCAAAGUCGGUCCAGCUGAACCGGAACAGAACCCUGUCCUGAAGCUGAUUGGUUCCAGAUGACAUGAUGUCACCAUGUGACCCCGUUUGGGUCGGGAUGUUCCGGUCCAGCGGAGCUGGAAUGUUCUGCUCUUUGUUUUCUGGACGGUUUUUGUUUGGUCAGUAAAACUGGACCAGAACCUCCGACUGAACCUGGCUGCUAGAACAGAACCUUCAGUCCAGAACCUUUGAGUGGUUCUGUCACUUUAUUUCCCCCAUCCUGCGGAGUAAAUAUUAAUGUUUGUGAUCCUGGAGCUGUAAAUGUUCUGAGUAUUUAUGCUGACCCGUAUUGACCCGGUUUAUUUUUCUAAAUAAAGAUCCAUUCUCCAGCCCA
This is a messenger RNA of Xiphophorus maculatus (southern platyfish), 3042 nucleotides long. RefSeq names its product opsin 4 (gene opn4a). NCBI's taxonomy places the organism in Eukaryota, Metazoa, Chordata, Actinopteri, Cyprinodontiformes, Poeciliidae. Gene Ontology annotation, molecular function: G protein-coupled receptor activity. The coding region runs from base 128 to 1618 and encodes 496 amino acids. Gene Ontology annotation, biological process: visual perception; G protein-coupled receptor signaling pathway. Gene Ontology annotation, cellular component: membrane. The transcript is spliced from 11 exons. The record is from RefSeq and is a predicted model, not a curated record.